Austrofundulus limnaeus is the source of this 582-nucleotide messenger RNA. It is a transcript of the gene vamp2, whose product is annotated as vesicle-associated membrane protein 2. Gene Ontology annotation, cellular component: membrane. Gene Ontology annotation, biological process: vesicle-mediated transport. Lineage: Eukaryota; Metazoa; Chordata; Actinopteri; Cyprinodontiformes; Rivulidae. The record is from RefSeq and is a predicted model, not a curated record.
CCGUCUUUGUCCACCUAAUCCAGGCGGCUGUUUAUUACGCCUUCAUUACGGCUCAGACUCCAGCUCCUGUAAAUAGCCUGCAGGUGCCGCGUCGCCAAAAGAAAAGAGAGAGAAAAAGAGAGAGGAAGCUUUUUCUAAGCAAGGGUACAGAAACCAGUGCUCCGCCUCGGAUAUACAGGCAGGGAAACGCCACAAAAACCGACCGAGCGAAAAGCCGCCAGAGGGUAGAGAGGAGCGCAGAAUCCCCACAUCCAUCUGUCAGACGCUUUCCAGCCCGGAUUUCAACGCAGCUAUCGAGCUAAUAUCACCAGGAAAAUGUCUGCCCCAGCUGCUGGAGCCCCUGCACCAGAGGGAGCAAAUCAAGGCCCUCCCAACCUCACCAGCAACCGCCGUCUGCAGCAGACUCAGGCGCAGGUGGAUGAGGUGGUGGACAUCAUGCGCGUAAACGUGGACAAGGUUCUGGAGCGUGAUCAGAAGCUGUCAGAACUGGAUGACAGGGCCGACGCCCUGCAGGCCGGAGCCUCUCAGUUUGAGACGAGCGCCGCUAAACUGAAGAACAAAUACUGGUGGAAGAACGCCAAG